Molecule: messenger RNA, 264 nt
Organism: Aspergillus sclerotialis
Lineage: Eukaryota; Fungi; Ascomycota; Eurotiomycetes; Eurotiales; Aspergillaceae
Source: the annotation of a GenBank genome assembly
GCUAUUGAACACCGCAUCCCGGGGAUAAGGGCACUAUCCUAUGCCGAUGACCUAGGGAUUAUAGCCCAGGAUAAUUCAAUCUCCGGGGUAUGCAGGCAGCUAGAGAGGGCGGCUGCGGCCGCUAGUGAUUGGGGGCUUACAAAUGGGGUGCAGUUCGACCCAGAGAAGACCGAGGCGGCCCUAUUCGCUAGGUCAACUGGCCGGGAGUUUAGGGAGAAGGCUAGGCGUGCCCGGGUGCAGGUAGGCACUAAGGCAGUAGUGUGA